GUGGUACGCUGCCAGACUCAGGGAAACAAAAAGGAGCAAAGAAGGAGAUGUUGGAUGUCUCACUUUAUUUUCAGUCGAUUUUUCCCGGAGUUUUGUCACGAGAAUUGGAGUUAGUGUUAGAUCGUCGUUAUUACCAAACAAAGAAGGACGUUAGAAAAUAAAACUGAACUUAUUUAUAAUGUUCGAAACUGUAGAAAAUUCUUUAAAAUUCUUUUAGUGACCUCUUUUAACCUUAUCGGACGUUAAAUCAGCCAAAGCGUUUUAUUAUGCUAAAUUCAAAUGAACCCACAAUGCUCUCCUUUGCUAAAGUAAGAAGUUAAGGGAAGAAGUUUCUCAAAAUUUGCAAAUGGAUUUAGGCAAAGUUGUGCACAGAAGAAAACCGGACAUCCCUGUAAUCAGACCAAGAGCACCAGAUGAGAACCAGCAUACUCAGAAGGUCAGCGCUAAAAGUCUUGAACUCAGUAAGGUGAUUCGUCUUCUCGAGGAUCCUUUGACAGCUCACCUGAAGGAGAGACACCUUUUUGUGCUGAAGAAACUACUGAAGAGAAGCCAAAUUGGCUUUCUCUUGAAGGAGCUGACUGGCAUCUCCAAAAUACUCAACGUCUGUGCUGAGAAAGUGAAGGAUCACCCUGAAUAUGUGCCCAUUUUGUGUGAGGCACUUCAACUUUGCAGGCUUCCCUUCCUGAAGGAGAAAGCAUCUGAUGAGCUGAACUACGCUCAGGACGUCAUAGAGUUCUUCUCUCACCUGGGGUGUCUGAUGAGGGUCUCAGAUGCCGACGUGAGACAGCAGAUAGUUGAGUGUGUGAAAUCAUUCUACAGCUGUGUGGCACCUAAACAGCUGCUCGAUGGUACGGACCAUCUCUCCAAGCCAAAUCCUCGGACUUUCCACUCUGACAACCGAUUUGCUAGACUUUCACUGAGGCUCCAGCCAACCCCUCCAGGCUACAGGCUGCAGCUGCUGGACCGCAGUGAUUUGGCUCAGACGUUGCUCCUCUCCAUGGCCGCUCUGGAGAACCAACCCGCCAUCAAGCUGCAGCUCCUGCAGACGCUUCAGCUCCUCUCCAGCUCCUCUGAUAUGAACUGUGCAUUAAUACUGAAUGCACGAGGAGCAGAGACGGUCUGUCUCCACAUGAACGAGCCUGACCCGUCCGGUCAGGUCCUGUUACGCUCCUCCGAGAUCCUCUGGAACCUGCUGGAAAGGGGCAGCAGGGAGGAGGUCACUGCUCAGCUCAGCAGCAUGGAGUGUGUCGUGUCUCUGAAAGAUGCGUUUUUUCAGAGUUUCCAACAUUGUGACCUCCACAUCACGAAUGACCUGCUUGUGAUCACAUCUCUCAUCGCUGAAAAUCUCAACUCUCUGCUUAUUGAGAGUUUAUUUGCCAAAGAGCUUGUUGUUCUCGCCACAUUUCCAGAACUGAAAAGUCACAACCCUUUGGUGCGCAACCUCAAACUCAGCUUUAACAACGAAGACCUGAAAAUGAAGAAGUUGCUGUUGAAUCUGUUGGUUUUAAUGUCAAGGGACUUGGCUGCCCUGCAGAUAUAUAAAGAAGAAAGAGUUUUGUCGGCUCUACUUGCGCUCAUGAAGCCUCCUGCUGCCUCGUCAGCGCGGCGGUCCGGUUCACGCCGCUGGUCGUCCAUCCAGCAGGAGGAGCUCCAGCUGCUGGCGCUCGCCACUCUGGCCACUGUUGCACCGCUCAUGUUGAAUGACUACAUGUCAUGUCAGGGAAACACAUGCCUGCUGCUCCUGCUGGACUGGUGCGUCAGACAAGAUGCUCACUUUGGUGAGGACCACAGCUUAGAAGGCACAGGGGGGAGAGGCAGUACAAAGGCUCAGCUGCAGUAUUGUAUCAGAGCGCUGAGAUCUGUGACGUCUUCUGGUGAAGACUCGGUCAACCAGGACCUUUGUGAUCAAGGAACCAUCAGCCAGCUUUUAGGGAUUCUGAUGCAGUUGGAAGCGAGUCCCGAUGAGGAGGAUGUUGUUUCCAUGGAGAUAAAGUCAGACAUUCAAGUGAUACUUUCACUGCUGUGUGAAAGCGACAUGCACCGAAAGGAACUGUUUGGAUCAGAGGGGGUCGAGAUGGCAGUUCACUUCCUGAAGAAAGGCUCCAGGAAGUUCUACAGCGGACUGGGACACAACAAGCUCAUCCUCUCCACAGUGGACUGUGUGUGGUCCUGCAUUGUGGGCUGCUACACCACAGAAGAUUACUUUUUGGCUAAGGAGGGAGUGUUUCUUCUGUUGGACUUACUAAAUUCAAGCCCCAGAUGUGUACACAGCAGCAUCCUCGCCACCUUACUGGACUUAUGCGACAACCCGAACACUCUGUCUCGCAUCCGGAGCUGGAGGGACGAAGGCGGUCUGACGGCUCCCAGACUCCUGCUGCAGCUGUGGAGGGAGGAGGAAGAGGAUCUGAAAGUCAGCCGAACCAAACACGGAGGGAUCGCAGAUCCCCAGAGGCCCAUCCUCAGUCUUUACCAGCAGGAGGACAUCCAGCUGUCGUUUCCUGCCGACGUACCGAGUGCAGCAGUGCUGGAGCUAUCAGAGAACCUGCGGGCAAAGAUUUACUCCAUCUUCUGCAAACUUGGUUUUCAAGACCUCCCUGGAUUAUCAACAAAACAUUAUGUGACCUUGAGCAUCGUGAGGAGAUAUUUGGAUUUCAAGGUCGGUGAGGUGUGGGAAGAGAUCAGCAGGGAGCUGAGGCUGGACGGCGUGAGGCCAGUCACCCCCGAUGAGGAGGCUCUGAGCACUAUCUGUAAGGUUGCCGAGGACACAGCGAGGAGGGUCGCCGCAGAACAAAACAGCAUCCUGGAGCAACAGGAGGAAGAGGAAGUCAACGAGGAGAAGCUCAUGUACACAGAGAUUCAAUCUCGUCUGAAGCAACAGGAGCUCACAGCCAAGUCGUGGGACAGUUAUGUUUCCAAGACCUCAAACUAUGAGAUCCUGAAGGAAGUAAAAGCACAGAGGGAGAGGUACACUGAAUCAUCCAGACCCAAACCAAAGCCUGAGGAUGCUGCGCUUCAUCCUGCAGAGCAUUUCGUCGGGCAGGUCAUGUCUGUAGAGAUGACAGACGGUCAGGGGCCUGCAGGAGUGAAGCUGACGCUGGCCAGAGCUCCCAUCAAGGCUGCAGGUCAGGACGAAGUGGGACCCACAGCUCAGGACCCAGAGUACUUCAGCACUGUAUCUGUAAAAGACUGACAUCAACAAAGAUUCUGGUUCAAUACAAGCCCUUUACAUUUUUAUUGUACUUUACAGAUUUUAUUAUAUAUUGCAUAUAUAGUGCAUGUUCCAUUCUGCAGACCAAACUUUGCAGCAUGUUAGCGUGUUUAUUAUAAAUAAUUGUUUAUUUACAAAAGGCAGUUCUUUCCCAGAGACAGUAGAUACUGAACUGCUUUAUUUGACUGCAAAUGCAGACAUGAUGUCAAAUAAUGAGCACAAUCAGCACCUUGUAGUCUAGUCUGCCUCCACUCUUGUUACAUAGACAAACACGCACACUGUAGUGGCUUUUGUGGCCCGACAUGUCUGACACAGUACAGCUGUUUAAAUUCAUCUUUAUACACUAAAUAACACAGCUGUAGCAUAUUUUUCAGACGGAAAUUUAAUGUAAUU
Molecule: messenger RNA, 3601 nt
Organism: Scatophagus argus
Lineage: Eukaryota; Metazoa; Chordata; Actinopteri; Scatophagidae
Product: cilia- and flagella-associated protein 69-like
Exons: 23
Coding region: 347-3190 (947 amino acids)
Biological process (GO): positive regulation of flagellated sperm motility; response to odorant; olfactory behavior
Cellular component (GO): sperm midpiece; non-motile cilium
Source: RefSeq, a predicted model, not a curated record